Fundulus heteroclitus (mummichog) is the source of this 651-nucleotide messenger RNA. RefSeq lists its product as uncharacterized. The transcript has 3 exons. Lineage: Eukaryota; Metazoa; Chordata; Actinopteri; Cyprinodontiformes; Fundulidae. Bases 1 to 651 code for a protein of 216 amino acids. The record is from RefSeq and is a predicted model, not a curated record.
AUGGAGGAAGCUGUGAGAGGAAGCUGUGAGCUGAGGAUUUACAGCAGCGCUGAGAGGGAGGCCAUGGACCGACUCAGCCGCAAGAUCCUCAAGAGGCCCUUGGACGAGCGCUACCAGCCUCCUGGGUCAUAUACAGGGGAGCUUCUUGGGAUGGAGUACCUUUACAGUCAGUCUGGUCGUUCGCUGACUGUAAUGGACAACCCAGAGGAAGAGGAUCGGCUGGUGGAGCUGAUGGAUGAUGAGGCGGUGCGCGAUGAAGGCUUUGUGGAGGAAGAACCCGAGGACCUGACCGUGCCCGUCCUCUUUGCUCCAGAACACAGCAGCGUCCAGCAGGCCUCCAGCCCCUCUUCCUCUGCACCGUCCACAUCCAGCCGAGGAGAUCCAUGUCAGCUCCUCAACCAGAGUCCUCUGCCUCCUCCAGGGCCGUCUCCCUGCAGCGCUCUGUCCAGCCUCCUCUACAGCCUCCUCUACAGCCUCCUCCUGUGCAGCGCCCUGCUGAUCCUCCUCUGCCUCCUCCUCUACCUCCUCCCCUGCAGCGCUCUGUCCAGCCAACUAGAGCCUCUGGUCCUGCAAGCAUCAGCUGGGUCCAGCGUUGCAGACCAGGCCCCUGCUGCAGUCCUCGGACCUGACGGCAUACCUGGGCUGGGAUAA